This is a messenger RNA of Vollenhovia emeryi, 1256 nucleotides long. RefSeq names its product ubiquitin-like-conjugating enzyme ATG10 (gene Atg10). The record is from RefSeq and is a predicted model, not a curated record. NCBI's taxonomy places the organism in Eukaryota, Metazoa, Arthropoda, Insecta, Hymenoptera, Formicidae. The transcript has 4 exons. Bases 362 to 961 code for a protein of 199 amino acids. Gene Ontology annotation, molecular function: Atg12 transferase activity. Gene Ontology annotation, cellular component: intracellular anatomical structure. Gene Ontology annotation, biological process: macroautophagy; protein lipidation; protein modification by small protein conjugation.
CUUUUUCAAUUUUAUCGUGCGAUCGACGUCGCGACUUGGACGUCGCUACGCAAAAUUAGACGAAAUGUUCUAUAAUUCUGUUAUGCGCCUCCUCGCCCUCGCUGUCUCCGUCUCUCUCUCUCUGCCCUCGCCCGUUCGGGCAAAUGGCACCGAGAGGCUCGCGCGAGGCCCGGCGUUAACCGACGCGAGAAUUAAUCGCCGGACGCCGUCCCGAAACUCGGACACCAAAGAGCGCAAGAAUAUCGACUGCGAUGAUUACGGGAAGCCCCCGUUGCGACUUUACACGUGACGCACGGUUGAUUCGAGUAGAAAAGAGAGGAGAAAAAUAAUUAAAUUUCUCCGUGUUUAGACUCGUGCACCAAUGGACGGCCCGGGCACGGUUACAUGGGAGGAAUUCCUCGAGAAUGCAGAGAGAUUUCUUGUUGUUUCAGACAAGAUAUCCGACGGAUGGGAGCUCCGCGGGGACAAGGACGUUCCCGGGCAAGCUUAUCUGGUUAGGAGGGCCAAGUGCUUCGUGCCGAGCGACUCGACUGCGGGAGAGGACGAGGCGUGCGGCGACGACGCCGACGAGUUCCACGUGAAGCUUCGGGAGGACCCGCACGAGGCUCCCUCCGCGAGCGAGAGGCCCCUCGUCGUCGAGCACCACGUUCUGUGGUCCCUCAGCUACGGCGUCCCAGUUCUCUUCUUCAACGGCUGGAAAUCAGAUUUCCCCGGUAUCAACCCGGUGAGCGUGAACGAGGCUCAAACGGUCCACGGCGCCAAAUUAAAUUACACGGAAUUAUCGCAAGCGAUUCACCCCGUCGUCGGUACGCCAUUCCUGCAAUUACAUCCGUGUCUGUCGCAGGAGUUGCUGCGCGUCAUGUCGAGGAGCAAGAACAGGCUGGUCAGCUGGCUGAGCUGCGUGGCACCGGCGGCCCUAAAUCUCAAAGUACACCCGGAAUACUUGGAACUCACCUACUGAUGCCCUCUCCACACCCAAGGAUGUUCCUGCUCGUGGCUCAUCCGGCUGGAAAAGUUUAGACGGAUACUUUAGUACGACCGUCACACCGAGGCAUGAUUUUGUAUCAUUUCACUAUGAUUUUCAACAGUUCUUACUCUCUAAAAGUCAAUCAGUGGAUCGUCACUGUUUCCGGUGAUAAUCCACUGAUUGACUUUUACAGAGUAUACAGAAAUGGCACUUAAGUCUCGACACGGCGCAUUUUUCCCGUCAUCUACUCACUUGGAUGAGUUACAAACAGACUUAUCCUUACCGUAGA